AAAUAGCCUACACAUUUAGCAGCAGUCAGAUGAGUAGAAGUCCACCUGUUUUAACAGAUAUGGAGAUCUCAUUUAUGUUCUUACUGGUAGUUACUUUAUCCUGUCCUGUUCAAACCUCUGUCAAAACCUGCAGACCCGAUCAGUUCAGCUGUGGUAACACAAUGUGUGUGCCUAUGAAAUGGAAAUGUGAUGGUGAUAAUGACUGUCUGAAUGGUGCAGAUGAGGAAGGUUGUGACAAGAGAUGCAGAUCCACAGAGUUCAGCUGUGGAGACAAAUACAAAGCAUGUGUACCUAUGAGAUGGAGGUGUGAUGGUAAUAUUGACUGUCUGAAUGGUGCGGAUGAGGAAGGCUGUGGUGAAGCAGCGGUAAUCACAAGCCAGAACCAAACGGCACAAAGUGAAGCUGUCAAAACCUGCAGACCCAAUCAGUUCAGCUGUGGUGACACAAAGUGUGUGUCUAUGAGAUGGAAAUGUGAUGGUGAUAAUGACUGUCUGAAUGGAGCAGAUGAGGAAGGCUGUGACAAGAGCUGCAGAUCCACAGAGUUCAGCUGUGGAGACAAAUACAAAGCAUGUGUACCUAUGAGAUGGAGGUGUGAUGGUAAUAUUGACUGUCUGAAUGGUGCAGAUGAGGAAGGCUGUGGUGAAGCAGCGGCAAUAACAAGCCAGAACCAAACGGCACCAAGUGAAGACAAGAGCUGCAGAUCCACAGAGUUCAGCUGUGGAGACAAACACAAAACAUGUGUACCUAUGAUAUGGAGGUGUGAUGGUGAUAAUGACUGUCUAAAUGGUGCAGAUGAGGAAGGCUGUGGUGAAGCAGCGGCAAUAACAAGCCAGAACCAAACGGCACAAAAUGAAGUCACUCAAGGUGAAGCAGUGGCAAUCACAAGCCAGAACCAAAAGGCACAAAGUGAAGAUGAAUGAAGGGCAGCUGCAGAUGACACCUGCCGCAAGUACUUCAGAGACUGAGACAUGGAAAUACCCUCUAAGCAACAUUACCAUGAAGCUUACUGGACAAACUGUAUUAAGUAUUGACAUUGGAAACAAUAAAACUAAAAUUAGAAACACAAAAACUUAAAUUAGAGAAAACUAAUUUGAAGGUGGAGCUACACAAUCUUGGAUACGGAGUGUAGAUCUCAUUAACCACUGAAUGCAAGAAUUAAUUCAUCAGUUAACAUAUAUAGUGUGUUACUGUAAGGCAUUUCUGCAUAGAGUAAUGCUAAUCUGAAUUAAAAUCUUGUUCCAAAUUUAUCAUAAUAAAUAAGCUUAUUAUCUGAGUGUUACUAAAACAAAGUUGUCAAUAAAACAUUUGUUUUGACUCUUACUCAUUCUAAAUUAAAGGAUAAAUGAAAACUA
This is a messenger RNA of Cyprinus carpio (common carp), 1352 nucleotides long. Its product is annotated as very low-density lipoprotein receptor-like. NCBI's taxonomy places the organism in Eukaryota, Metazoa, Chordata, Actinopteri, Cypriniformes, Cyprinidae. The record is from RefSeq and is a predicted model, not a curated record. The transcript has 11 exons. The coding region runs from base 30 to 920 and encodes 296 amino acids. Gene Ontology annotation, molecular function: protein binding.